This is a messenger RNA of Nicotiana attenuata, 836 nucleotides long. RefSeq lists its product as uncharacterized. The transcript has 4 exons. Lineage: Eukaryota; Viridiplantae; Streptophyta; Magnoliopsida; Solanales; Solanaceae. The record is from RefSeq and is a predicted model, not a curated record. The coding region runs from base 357 to 737 and encodes 126 amino acids.
UGUUUGGCUUUUUCUUCCAAUCACAGAAUAUGAACUCUCUGACAUUAUAUUAGCUCUUCCUGUUUCUCAGGAUUAAAUUAAAGCCCUUUUCUCUGCAAUUUUUCCUGCAAAAAAUAGAUUGGUUCUUCACAUUCUAAAUUGGCAAAUCCUGAGAUUCCUUUGGUCCUUCUUUAAGCUGAUACAUAUACAGCAUAAACAGGCCAAAGUGGAUAACACCUACUUGCAGGGGAGUACGCAAAAGAAAUUGACAGGCCUUGUAUCCAUUUCAAGUAGUGGAUUAAUUAUAAGCUAGUAGUAGUCAGAGAUAGAGGCCUUUGGCUCCAUUUCUAGAGGUUUGAUCAGUGAAGUAAGAGGAAAUGAGUGAGUUUGGUUCAGAAAGUCCAAGGCCAUGGAAUAUAUACACAAGUUCAGAAUCACAAGCACAAGGGAAGAAUUUAGGGUCAUCGACGAAUGCCAUUCCAUUUGGAUUUGUAGCUACAGCUAUUCUCAUAUCCAUGUUUCUUAUCAUGGCUCUCUUUGAGCAUCUCUUUAAGCCUACUUCAGAUAGCGUCGACAGUUCCUUGGAAUCAGGGCCACAUGAGAAACUUUCAGGUUCCCAAAGAGUAUCAACAACAUCAUAUGCAUCGGAUUACACUGUAUUGAUGCCAGGACAGCAAUAUCCAACCUUCAUUGCCCAGCCUGCUCCACUGCCUUGUCCAAGGGAAGCAGUUUAUUGGCCUUCCCAUGAUCAUAUAUAGUAUUGCCUUCCCUUAGGUCAAUGAUUCUAAAGUAGUACUAAUCAUUGUUAUUACAUACUAAACUCUUAUGAAAUGAUCAAGUUGUCGUCGAAUUUUUCA